ACACGCAUUUCAUAUGUGAAAAUUUUUUUGAAAAUUUGGCUUUUUUGUUCAAAAAUAAAAUUUAUGAUUAUGAAUUCCAUUAGAUUAUUACUAUCAUGUGGUUUAUUUUCAACAAUAGUAAUUGAUUCGAUUCAAUCAUUAUCGAUUAGCAGCCGCACAUCAAUGAAUCAAUGGGCAUCGGAAGAGAAAUUCUGUGCAAAUAUUCUACAACCAUGUCAAUGUUUUGUCAAUGCAGAAACAAAUCUAUUGAGUGUCCAUUGUAAAGGUGAUGAACGAAUCGUUAAUAAUAAUUUGGAUCAGAUAUUGAUACGCAUCGCUCAAACUGUUGAUGAUAUUCAAUUUGAUGAAUUAAUUUUGGAAAAUUUUACAAAAAUCCUUGCAAUAAAUUUCACCAAAAUUCAACGGGUUCCGGUGAAAACAAUUCGUAUAUUUAAUUGCCAACAUUUGGAACGUUUUUCUGGUGAUGAUCGUUUUAAUUUAACUUCAACAUUAGCUCAAUCAUUGAUUGAAAUUGAAUUAUCCGGCAAUAAGGCCAUUGAUUCGGAUCAACUAUUCAAGUUUCUUUACACACAAUUUCCUCGGUUACAAUCAAUAAUUUUAAGCUCAAUAAAUUAUCAACAAAUUCCGGUAUUUAAUCGGAAUCAGAACAAUAAAUGUUUACCAUGGAAACGUCUGAUAUUCAAUCAUCGUUGCACAAGUCCAGAACAACAACGACAACCAAUUAUUAUUGAACAAAAAGAUCAAUUUAUUGAUCUAUGCAACGUACGAUGGUUAGAUUUGUCUUGUAUGAAUCUCAAACAUAUUAAUCAGAUGGCCAUAAUGAAACUUUGUCAAAAUCUAAAUGUGACGUCGACGACAACGAAUGGUAGACAAUUACAUGUGGAUUUAAGCUAUAAUCCACUAUUGAAUAUUGAUCAAUGGACCGGUGAUGAUGAUGUUCACAUUGAAUUUUGAUGAAAACAUUUUCAUCAUGCAACCAAAAAGCAGAUCUCGAAACAAUCAAACCUGGUUUUCUUUUGUUUUUUAUUUUGCAUUUAUUCAUACAAAUAAUAACAUUUUUAUCAACAUUACACAUCUAUAAUAAUCAAUAACACAAGAGCAAUAUAAAAUUAAAUAAAAAAAUUCCUGGAAAAUGAGUGUAUCACAGUAAUGAUAUGCAACGCUAA
Messenger RNA from Dermatophagoides farinae (American house dust mite), 1166 nucleotides. RefSeq lists its product as uncharacterized. Lineage: Eukaryota; Metazoa; Arthropoda; Arachnida; Sarcoptiformes; Pyroglyphidae. The record is from RefSeq and is a predicted model, not a curated record.